GCGCGACGGAAAAAGGAGAACGUCGCGAGCAACGCGCGCUUCUUCUCUCAGCGAGGGCUCCGUUCUGUGCUGAGAAAGGCGCCGCCGAGGAGGAAGGGAAGGGAAAGCAGAUAAGGGUCCGGCAACAUGGAUACAGAUCUGUAUGAUGAAUUUGGGAAUUAUAUUGGCCCAGAGCUUGAUUCUGACGAUGACGAUGACGAGAUGGGUCGGGAUUCAAAGGAUCUAGAUGAACUCGAUGAGGACGAUGAUGAUGAUGACAUUGGAGACCACGAUGAUGACCACCCUGGGAUGGAUGUGGUGCUGCACGAGGAUAAGAAAUACUAUCCAACGGCUGAGGAGGUUUACGGUCCAGAGGUGGAGACCAUUGUGCAAGAGGAAGACACACAGCCUUUGACAGAGCCUAUUAUUAAACCCGUGAAGACCAAGAAAUUCUCCCUCAUGGAGCAAACAUUGCCAGUCACAGUGUAUGAGAUGGAUUUCCUAGCAGACUUGAUGGACAACUCUGAGCUGAUUCGGAAUGUUACACUUUGUGGGCACCUACAUCACGGCAAGACUUGCUUUGUGGAUUGCCUGGUUGAACAGACUCAUCCUGAGAUCAGAAAGCGUUAUGACCAGGAUCUUUGCUAUACAGAUAUACUCUUCACUGAGCAAGAGAGAGGAGUUGGGAUCAAGAGCACGCCAGUGACCAUUGUUCUCCCAGACACAAAGGGCAAAUCAUUUCUCUUCAACAUCAUGGACACACCAGGUCAUGUAAACUUCUCCGACGAGGUCACAGCAGGUCUCCGCAUUUCUGACGGCGUGGUGCUCUUUAUUGAUGCUGCUGAGGGAGUCAUGCUCAACACCGAACGGUUGAUCAAGCAUGCAGUGCAAGAGAGGCUGGCAGUGACCGUGUGCAUUAACAAGAUUGACCGCCUGAUACUGGAACUGAAAUUGCCUCCUACUGACGCUUACUACAAGCUGCGGCACAUAGUGGAUGAAGUCAACGGCUUAAUCAGCAUGUAUUCCACAGAUGAGAACCUGAUUCUUUCACCACUCCUGGGCAAUGUCUGUUUUGCCAGCUCCCAGUACAGCAUCUGUUUCACGCUGGGUUCUUUUGCCAAGAUCUAUGCUGACAUGUACGGAGACAUCAAUUACCAGGAGUUUGCAAAGCGCCUUUGGGGAGACAUCUACUUCAACCCCAAGACGAGAAAAUUCACUAAAAAGGCCCCAACCAGUAGUUCACAGCGGAGCUUUGUGGAAUUCAUCCUUGAGCCUCUCUACAAGAUACUAGCUCAGGUUGUUGGGGAUGUUGACACCUCCCUGCCCCGGACUCUGGAUGAACUGGGGAUCCACCUGACCAAAGAAGAGUUGAAACUCAACAUCCGCCCCCUCUUGAGGCUCGUCUGCAAGAAGUUUUUUGGGGAGUUUACAGGCUUUGUGGACAUGUGCGUGCAUCACAUCCCCUCCCCAAAAGCGGGCGCAAAGACCAAGAUCGAGCACAACUACACAGGCGGAGUUGACUCGGACCUGGGAGAGGCCAUGAGCGAAUGUGACCCCGAUGGCCCACUUAUGUGCCACACCACAAAGAUGUAUAGUACGGACGACGGGGUCCAGUUCCAUGCUUUCGGCAGGGUGCUGAGUGGGACCAUCCACGCGGGGCAGCCUGUCAAGGUCCUCGGAGAAAACUACACCCUGGAAGAUGAGGAGGACUCACAGAUUUGCACGGUGGGGCGCCUCUGGAUCUCUGUAGCAAGGUAUCACAUAGAGGUCAACAGAGUCCCUGCUGGCAACUGGGUGCUAAUCGAGGGUGUGGACCAGCCUAUUGUGAAGACAGCCACCAUCACUGAGCCCAGAGGCAAUGAAGAGGCUCAGAUCUUCCGCCCUUUGAAAUUCAACACCACAUCUGUCAUUAAAAUAGCUGUUGAGCCUGUCAAUCCCUCUGAGCUCCCCAAGAUGCUGGACGGUCUGCGUAAGGUUAAUAAGAGCUACCCGUCUCUCACCACCAAGGUGGAAGAAUCCGGGGAACACGUGAUUUUGGGAACAGGCGAGCUGUAUCUUGACUGCGUAAUGCACGAUCUGCGAAAAAUGUAUUCGGAGAUUGAUAUCAAGGUGGCUGACCCUGUUGUCACAUUCUGUGAGACUGUUGUGGAAACCUCUUCCCUGAAGUGUUUUGCCGAGACGCCCAAUAAAAAGAACAAGAUCACAAUGAUAGCUGAGCCUCUGGAAAAGGGUCUGGCUGAAGACAUUGAGAAUGAAGUGGUGCAGAUAACAUGGAACAGGAAAAAGUUGGGCGAGUUUUUCCAGACUAAAUAUGACUGGGAUUUGCUGGCCGCCCGUUCCAUCUGGGCCUUUGGGCCUGAUGCUACUGGACCAAACAUCCUGGUGGAUGACACCCUGCCCUCAGAGGUUGACAAAACCCUUUUGGGUUCCGUUAAGGACAGCAUCGUGCAGGGCUUCCAGUGGGGGACCAGGGAAGGGCCCCUUUGUGAUGAGUUGAUCCGCAACGUGAAAUUCAAGAUCCUGGACGCUGUGAUCGCCCAGGAACCAUUGCACCGGGGAGGUGGGCAGAUCAUCCCAACAGCCAGGCGGGUGGUGUAUUCUGCCUUCCUCAUGGCCACCCCACGGUUAAUGGAGCCGUAUUACUUCGUGGAAGUCCAGGCCCCUGCAGAUUGCGUCUCUGCAGUAUACACAGUCCUGGCCAGGCGUAGAGGCCAUGUGACCCAAGAUGCACCAAUCCCAGGUUCCCCUCUGUACACCAUCAAAGCCUUCAUCCCAGCUAUUGACUCCUUUGGGUUUGAGACAGACCUCAGGACACACACCCAGGGACAAGCAUUCUCGCUGUCUGUCUUCCACCACUGGCAAAUUGUGCCCGGUGACCCCUUGGACAAGAGCAUUGUGAUCCGACCUCUAGAGCCCCAGCCAGCCCCCCAUCUGGCCAGAGAGUUUAUGAUCAAAACCAGGCGCAGGAAGGGGCUAAGUGAGGACGUGAGCAUCAGCAAGUUCUUCGAUGAUCCUAUGUUGCUGGAGCUGGCCAAACAGGAUGUGGUGCUGAACUACCCCAUGUGAUCAGGCCGUCCCCACUGGGCAGCAGCGUUUUCCCAGGCAAGGCUCCAGUAUCAUCCUCCUUGCCAUGUUAACUUCCUGUGUGUAAGACAUUGCUGUGUGUCUUUCAGUGCUGCAGUCCUAGGGCCAAAGCAGCUGUUUGCCACAGAGGUUUUGUGUUGCCAAGGCAGGCCCCCUGCCAUGUUGUGAACAAACCCCACUGAUCCAUCUGCCUUCUCUUGGCCAGACUUCAGAUUUGCCAAGUAUGUCUUGUACAUCCCCAAAAACCUGCCUCUGUGAGGAGAACUCGGUCUUCUGGGAGAUUUGAUACUUGAGUCCUCUUAGCUUCCCACAGUGAUGCUCUUUUCCCUAAUAAAAGCAGCUUUUU
This is a messenger RNA of Lacerta agilis (Sand lizard), 3409 nucleotides long. It is a transcript of the gene EFTUD2, whose product is annotated as elongation factor Tu GTP binding domain containing 2. Gene Ontology annotation, molecular function: U5 snRNA binding; GTP binding; GTPase activity. Bases 127 to 3045 code for a protein of 972 amino acids. Gene Ontology annotation, biological process: mRNA splicing, via spliceosome. The record is from RefSeq and is a predicted model, not a curated record. The transcript is spliced from 28 exons. Lineage: Eukaryota; Metazoa; Chordata; Lepidosauria; Squamata; Lacertidae. Gene Ontology annotation, cellular component: U2-type catalytic step 2 spliceosome; cytosol; U4/U6 x U5 tri-snRNP complex.